AUGGGCGUACCAACAUUCUACAGAUGGCUGUGUCAGAAGUGGCCGAAGGUGGUGUUGGAUGUGGUUGAGGAGCGUGAGAAGUUGGUGAGUGGAGGUGUGUUUGCGCCCGUGGAUUUGGAGGAGGCGAAUCCAAAUGGGAUUGAGUUUGACAAUUUGUACAUCGACAUGAAUGGGGUGGUGCAUCCUUGUGCGCAUCCGGAGGAUGGGGAGCAGCCGGGUAGUGAGGCGGAGAUGUUCCAGAACGUGUGUGAUUAUAUCGACCGUUUGGUGCAGAUCGUGCGGCCACGUAAAUUCUUGUAUUUAUGUUUGGAUGGAGUGGCGCCUCAGGCUAAGAUGAAUCAGCAGAGGAGUCGUCGAUACAAGGCGGCGAUGGAGUCUGAGCGUAGUGAGGUAUGUUGGGAGGAGAUGACGGAGGAGUGGCGGCGGUUGGGUAAGGUUCCGCCUCCGCGCAAGACGCGUUGGGACAGCAAUGUUAUAACUCCGGGUACGGACUUCAUGGACCGGCUGGCUUAUGCGUUGCGCUACUAUGUGGCUCGACGCAUGAAAUCCAGCACAUAUUGGCAGAGUCUGGUCGUGCUUGUAAGCGAUUCGAACGUACCCGGCGAAGGCGAACAUAAAGUCAUGCGUUAUGUUCGCGAAAUGCGAGGCAUCAACGAAAAUCCCAACACGGUUCAUUGCAUACAUGGCAUGGACGCCGACCUUAUUAUGCUUGGACUAAGCACACACGAAACACACUUCUACAUCAUCCGUGAAAUUGUUACCGACGGAGGAGGCAAUCGUGAACGUAACAAGCCAUCAUAUAUUAAACCAGACCAGGGACCAGGCCUACAUAGCGACGGCGUACAAAUCAACAAGAGCUUCAGAGCCACAUGGAAACCCCUCCAGAUCCUACAACUACCAGUACUGAGAGAAUACCUCAAAUACGAAUUCAAAUUCGACCAACAAGAACUCAUCACUCAACACUCAAGAACCGGACACAUCCUGCGACUAACCUCCGAUCUGGAAAGACACAUUGACGACUUCGUAUUCCUUUGCUUCCUAGUAGGAAACGACUUUUUGCCCCACUUGCCAAGUCUCAGCAUCCACCAAGGAAGCAUCGACCAAAUGCUCGCUCUCUACAAGCAUACAUUUCCGCAAAUUGGUGGCUAUCUUACUGACGAAGGAGCAAUGCAAGUGGACCAAGUCCAGAAUUUUUUGAGGUAUAUUGCUAAGGCAGAACCGAAGAUUUUCGAAGACUCGGUUCGACGGAAGGAGCAACAAGACCGCCGAAACGAGCAGCAACGCGCUGAAUCUGCCGCACGCAAAGCCACUGAAGUGAAAGCUGCUCAAGAAAAGGUGGACCUUCGCGGUGCAGAGUCCGAAGCUCAGCAAUGGUCGGCGCCCAAUCGCUGGUCUGCAGGCGGGACCGCGACACAGUUGCUGCCUCCUCCGCCCAACGCUACUCCGUCAGACGUGUCUGAGGUUUCGCGCGUGAGCCGGAUGUCCGAAGGGUCGGCUACGGAGUUGGAGGCUCCGCCGGUGGCUCUCACCGAUGAGGCUUCGGUGGAUUUCGCGAGGGCCUUGACGGAGCGGCAAAAAUCGAAUUCACAGAAACACUAUGACGAAGACAGUGCGAACCAUGUGGCCCUGGGUCAGGGUGACGUCGUAAGCUACCGGCGGGACUACUACAUGAAGAAGUUCGGCGCGCGCACCGACGAGGAAGUCGAGAAGAUGGCGGAAAUGGCCUCGAGACACUUCGUUCGAGGCCUGCAGUGGGUCUUGCUGUACUACAAGAGAGGCGUACCCUCUUGGUCGUGGUACUAUCCGUUCUAUUUCGCCCCUCUCGCAAUGGAUAUGUUCCGUUACGGAUUUAUGACCGCCGGCGCACACGCGUGUGCGCCCCCGGUAGAGCCGUUUUCUCUGGGUGCACCGGUUAAUCCUUUGGAGCAGUUGUUGGCGGUGCUGCCACCGCGGUCAGCUAGUUUCCUGCCAGCGGCGCUGCAGGACUUGAUGGUGAGUCCGACGUCGCCCUUGAAGGACUUUUACCCCAGCAUCUUCCAUGAGGACACGGAUGGCAAGAAGCAGAGUUGGCAGUGGACUGCCAUCCUCCCCUUCAUCAACAUGUCGAGACUGCAGAACGCAGUGGCCAAGGUCCAGCAUUUCUACAAUGAGAAUGAGAUUAGACGAAACCGCGCCGGUGCAGAGUACUUGUUUACCGGUGCCGGUCUGUUAAGUAGUAGUAAUAAUAGCGUCCCCGCCGGGGAUGGUAGCGAGACAGCCAUUUCGUUAAAUGGCGUCUGUGGUACAGUUAGAGCAGUUCGCGAGGCGCCUUUGCCGAUGCAAGGUGACAAGUGCUGCUUGCCCUUUGAGGGUUUCCAGCCCUUUAUUCCGGACGCGUGCAUUAUGGAGUACGAGCGGCCCAAGCAGCUGCAUCCGAGACAUGCGCACUCUUCCCUUAUGCCGGGAGCGGUCCCUGCGCCCCCGAGGCUGACGGAUCAAGACCUGGCGGACAAGCCCCCUUCGCGGGGACGGGGCAUGUUCAACGUCAACGCAGCGAUCCGCAUCAUCAUGCACGUCAUCGGAGGGAAGGCGCUGCGCGAAUAUGAAGCCAAAGAAGAGGCAGCCCGGGACGCCCAGUACGCGCAACGGAUCAACGCAGCCAACAUCAUCGACAUACACAACGCUCCGAACCCGCUCCUCACCCCCAAGCACACACCGGCCGCCGACCAGGGCAACUUCGACCAGGAAAGAAACCAUCGUAGAGGACCCCCUCACGCCCGGGGCUAUCCAGUCCACAAUCAACAGGAGGCGGGCAAAUGGGCCAACGGGCAAUCGACCCACGGGCAUCAGACCAACGGCCAAUGGUCCAACGGGCAACAGGCCAACGGCCAAUGGACCCAUGGCCACGAUUCGCAUCAUCAACAACCCCAUUCGCAUAAUCAACAACCCCAUUCGCAUCAUCAAGGACCCCAAACACAUCAUCAGGGACCCCAAGCACAUCAUCAAGGACAAAGGGGCCGGCAACGCGGUAAUCCAAGUACGGCACAACCAGGUGCUUUCCAACAAGGCGGCUUCCAGCAAGGUGGUUUCCAACAAGGUGGUUUCCAGCAAGGUGGUUUCCAGCAAGGUGGUUUCCAGCAAGGUGGUUUCCAGCAAGCCGGCUUCCAGCAAGGUGGCUUCCAACACAACCAGUAUCCCAGUGCAACCCAACCCCUCACCGUGCACCAGGCCGCUGGCCACACACCCGCAGGUUCCGACUAUCGCCAGGGAGCGCAUUACCGAGGUGGACAGCAGCAUCAUGGGGGUGGACAGCAGCAUCAUGGGGGUGGACAACAGCAUCCGAAACAGGGAGUGAGCAGUCGGCCGGUCUCAACUUAUCAGGGUCUGGAGCGCCCAGCUGCCGCGUCCAACUAUAGCAAUCGACCCACGGGCAAUCGGAACAGACGUGGAGGAGCAGCCUCUUCGACCAGUUCAGCCCGAGGCAAUCCCUACUACAAACGACAAGACGGCUGA
Molecule: messenger RNA, 3492 nt
Organism: Gregarina niphandrodes
Lineage: Eukaryota; Apicomplexa; Conoidasida; Eugregarinorida; Gregarinidae
Product: putative 5'-3' exoribonuclease
Exons: 3
Coding region: 1-3492 (1163 amino acids)
Biological process (GO): nuclear-transcribed mRNA catabolic process
Cellular component (GO): nucleus
Molecular function (GO): RNA binding; 5'-3' RNA exonuclease activity
Source: RefSeq, a predicted model, not a curated record